Molecule: messenger RNA, 412 nt
Organism: Hippopotamus amphibius kiboko
Lineage: Eukaryota; Metazoa; Chordata; Mammalia; Artiodactyla; Hippopotamidae
Gene: RPL38
Product: ribosomal protein L38
Exons: 5
Coding region: 151-363 (70 amino acids)
Biological process (GO): translation; protein-RNA complex assembly
Cellular component (GO): cytosolic large ribosomal subunit; ribosome
Molecular function (GO): structural constituent of ribosome
Source: RefSeq, a predicted model, not a curated record
UUCCGCUUCCCGCCGCUCGCAGUGAGUGUCUCUCGAGCUUUACGUGGCGACUGGGUGGGGGGUAAUCCGUGGUAAUCCACGGCCGGAAGAUAUCUGGGCACCCCGGGCCUGGAUCGAAGGUACCGGCCGCGCUCGCCGCUCGUCGUCGCCAUGCCUCGCAAAAUUGAGGAAAUCAAGGACUUCUUGCUCACAGCGCGGCGAAAGGACGCCAAGUCUGUCAAGAUCAAGAAAAAUAAGGAUAAUGUGAAGUUUAAAGUGCGAUGCAGCAGAUACCUUUACACCUUGGUCAUCACAGACAAGGAGAAGGCAGAGAAGCUGAAGCAGUCCCUGCCCCCAGGUUUGGCAGUGAAGGAGCUGAAAUGAACCACGUACACUGACUUGAACUGUAUUAAAAUUUUUAAAACUCUCAAAA